Molecule: messenger RNA, 4223 nt
Organism: Lobosporangium transversale
Lineage: Eukaryota; Fungi; Mortierellomycota; Mortierellomycetes; Mortierellales; Mortierellaceae
Exons: 2
Coding region: 19-4020 (1333 amino acids)
Source: RefSeq, a predicted model, not a curated record
UGAAAGAACACUUGCCGGAUGUUUCCUCAGCCUUCAAACUUUUUAUCCGCAGACUCAGAUUCGCUCUAUACGUUCCCUGGAUCUUCAAAUCUCCUUGAGCCCACCUAUCCUUUGAGCUGGCUACAGAACAAUAAGACACGAGCCUCUCGUCUAGCAGCGCCUUCUAAACUUCUUAGAUCAACACGUCCACAUCAUCAACGGCGAUCAAAGAAUAUCUUGACAUCAACCUCGAGUACGAUCUUUGGGCAUUGGAACAUCCCAGUUAAAAACGAGACGCGUGUUCACAACAAAGGAAAAGGCAAGGCUGGCACUAGUGGAGCAUCUCAGAGAGGAAUUGCUGCUAUGGGGACAACUCCUGCAGCUAGCCCCACAGAUAAUCAACCAGAGCCAGUAAACACUACAUCCACCCUUACCUCAUCCUCAUCAUCACCCAUUCCUCGUGAACAAAUAUCAGAGCCUCGCAAACCACCCCUCACCUUCAAAACGCUACGACGUAUGCCUUCAAAUCUCUAUAAUAACUCAACAACCUCAUGGACCAUUGGCCAGCAAACGAAGGGCAGCAAUACAAAGACUCAGGCUGUAGCAUCGACCACUUCAAGACCCUCGUCCCCGUCAUUUCCUGAAGCCCCUUCCUCCUCCACAUCUGCACCUGUUGCAACCAAUAAGAACGAUAGCCAGGCUAAAGAGUCAGCACAUGCGGCAGACGCAUUCACCACAAGAUCCAAGUUCCUAAGGGCAUUUGGCAAGUUCAAGGACAAGCAUUUGUCUCAAAAGAGAGCCAAUGCCACUGACGCUGGGACAACAGGAGCAUCGUCUGUGACAAGUAAUAAUAGCAUCAGCACAAACAACGCGACUUCCGCCUCAAAUUCCUCGUCGUUUGUCCUUCCUCCCACGAAGCUCAGCCAUGGGGUUCCACUGAGCUCGCCUGAGCAGGGCUCGAGCGCUCACCUAGGUCAUUCUGAUAUUACGUCCGUUUCGAUGUCUCACAUCGAAUCAACACCAACAACCCCUGGGGAAAACAAGGAGCAACUGUAUGACAUUGACAUGAAGGACUCUGAAGCACCCCGUCGUCCUAGUCUUCUUCACAACCGACCAUCAUCCUCUUCAUUGCGAGUUAAAUUCAAAAACCGAGUCAACACCACUCUUGCUUCUAUAAAAUCUUCUUCCAACCUCCGAGAAAAGGCACAAGCCCAAGCAGCAGCCCCUGCUUCCUCCACUUCCAACUUUCCUCCCAACUCUCCUCCUGAUACCCCAACUGAACAACCUCAGUCCCCCUCUACUCCAACUACACCAGACUCUCAGCAAAGUGGCCAAAUGAUUAAACUCGCCAGACCCUUUUGGACUUUUCCUCGCGUUCGUCCUGAAUCUAGUACCUCUUCAAAGCUGCAACCAUGGAAUGCUAACAGCCGACCCAACUCUUUGGUAGAGGAAAAAACCCCUUGUCCCAAGGAUACACAUCCCGAUUUUGACACCGUCAUGAUCUCGCCUCAGCUUUGUUCAGCUCCUCAGUUUCAUAAUGAAGAGGAACCAAGCUCUGAUGACGAAUCCAUUGAUAUCAUUAUGCCUAGCGACUAUGAUGAUUACACUCAGUUCGCAGAGCUCCCUCUCAAGAAGCAGAAGAAAUUGAGAGCCAGGGCCGCCGCCGCUGCUGCUGCUGCUGAUGGUGGUGCCAGGGUACAAGACGGCUCAAACAGGCGACCCUUGAAGCGAUUUUUGCUCCCUCACAAGGUCAAGAGCGGAAUAAAAGAGAAUGUCAGCAGUAGUGGUAAUAGCAACGCAAAUAUCCAGACUAGCCCUUCAGGUGGAUUUAUAAUUCCGCAAAGAAACACUAAGAAACGACCCAAAGAUCAGGAUUCGAUUGAACAGAGGCGACAACAAGAGGAGCCGAAUAAAAUGGCCAAAUCGAAUUCUGGGGAGCCUUCAGACUGGCGUAGAAACAUCAUGAGAUCUCUUCAUAUCGGUCGGAGCAACCAAGCUUCAAACAAGAACCAAAACGAGACGACGCCAGGCCAAAAGAACGCAGAGAAUCAAAUAGAUACACUGUCCCCCCCUGAGUUGACCCACCAAAGGGAUAGUGGUGUCUACUCUGGAGACCAAGCUACCCGUCUUAAACGAUCUGAAAGCGUCAACUCAACCCGAUCACGCUCUUUGGACACCUCUACUCAUCCAGGCCUACUAGCCACUACACUUCCCAAGCCCUCUUCAGCCACCGUCACAAGUCCUGGAUCACGUCGUGAAACACUUGAGAUGGCCAUGCGUCGACGCCGAAGAAGCAGCACUGUCCGGUCGAUCUUCAUGGACCCCUCCAAGACAUUGCGUCCUCCACACUUUUUAGAUGAUGAUGCUGCAUCUGCACAUGUGACCCAUACUUUCACAAGCUUCACACUUGAACUAGCGGAUAUUCAUCAUGCACAAGCCGUCGUAAACAACUCGGCGGUCCCUGGGUUGUUCAACUUUAAGCGACAGCCUCGUCUAACGACAUCUUCAGUGAACAAUAUGGAUACUGAUCAUGAAUUCAAGGGCUUUGACUCGGAGGAUGCGAUGAGCGGCUACACCGGCGAUGCUGAUAUGUCUAUGGAGGAGAUCUUUGUUCGUCCCAGGACACCGCCAGCUUCUAAAGCCCACGAAUCCAAGGACAAAGGAGAGGUUCGUGAGUCUAGCUCCACAGACAGUUUGUCUCGAAGGAAGAUGUCGAUGGGAGAUGCAGAUUCAGACACUGUUCCUGAGCUUCUGUCUCUCUCUGCCCGUACGAGGGAUAUGAAUCGAAGCAAUGGCAGUGGUCGUGUCGGCAGCAGUUUCAGCAACGGCAGAGAAAGUCCAAGGGCAUCUAGGAAUGGAUCGCCUGUUCUGACUCGAAAAGCAGGCCGUAAUUUCCUUAGUACCUCUCCUGGAGCAGUUGGGGCCUCUGCUACCAGUUCCACAGCAUCUUCACCUCCUCGUCAAUCUAGCCAUGUCCUUUCAAUGGAAGAGGUCGUCUCGUGGAAGCCGAGGCCCUCAUCACAGCAGCCUCGUUUAUCUGUACCUGCCUUGAACACAAAAGGUCUCCCAAGCACUCGUACAGGCGGGCUUUCAUCCUUACGCACACCACAGUCAGAUGUGUCAUCCUCUGCACCACAAUCACCGGACGUGCCCCGGCACCACCGGCAGCAAUCCUCUGCUCAAUAUAGUCAUCAUCGCCAGCACACUUCAGCAGACACUCUCAUCCCUCAUCAUCUGAAGAAUUUCAGCACAGCCUCUACCAUGACAGCGAAUUCUGCGUACUAUGCCCAAACCCUUAAUGGUUACCCUAUACCCUCGGGUUCUCAACCAAGAGAGUUUGAUGCGACUGUAGACUUUUCUCCCUCCACACCAUCAGACCUCAAAACGAUGGAUUUUGAAUCACUUUUGAGAACAGCUGAACGUGAGCAGCAGAAAGGACAGGAAGAACGAACUUUGAAGAAAAAGAAAAGCUUUCAAUUCCAGAACGCCAAAUCGCUCCGGCUCCAACAGCAUCAACAACAGUAUGUAUCGGGCAACCGGAGCAAUGCAGAUCACUAUGGCAGCAAUAUCUACGACAACUAUGCACCUGUGAGCACUAAAAGUGCGCUGUCAGCAUUGGUGGCAUCGAAUUCUAAUAUGGACGAGCCACGCGCACGGGGAAUAGAGAAUUAUAGUUACGAAAGUCCUCAACACAGUCCACCCAACAGCAUCCAACAUAGCUGGAACCACAACAGCAACGCCAAUAAAUAUGGUGGACUUCAGGUGUCAAACAACCGAAUGGAGCACCAACGACCGAUGUCUUCACUGGGUCAGUAUCCUAGGAUUCCGGUCUCCAAGAACGCAAUUACGUUUGAUUUGACAGAGAGUGGAGGUAUACCCAUUAACAGUGGACGAGUUAAUCCUCGGUCCAAGCGUGUCAUGAAGAAGAAGACGAGUGUGAUCAAGUUGAGUGGCAACGUUCAAGGCCGUCGAGAGGAUGAUGGUAUGAUCCGUGUCAUGGUUACACCGCUAACGGAUCAUCGUCAAUGGCGAGCAUCUUAAUUGCUUUUUUAUUUUAUUUUAUUUGUAUUUUGAUCAUGAAUUUGUUCAUUUGUUAUCGUUGUUUUUAUUAUUGCCCUUGUAUCAUUUCCCUGUAUCUUUUGUUCUUGUUGUUGUAUUUUUUUAUGCAUACCCAUCAUACCCUUCUUCAUUCUACUUUUUUCGUUCUUUUCUCUUCUUUUCUAUUAACAAGCGAUUCUGUUUGC